AAACCUGAAGAUUACAGCUUAAGGAGGAGCCCUCGCAGACCUACAGAAUGAAUUGGAUAUUUUCAUCCUGUUCCUUUUGGUUUGGAUUCUGUAUUUGCUUUUCAGACUUCUGUCUUAGCACAAUAUUUUUCUCAAGCUGUUCAGAUCUCAUAGAGGGGUUUGGUCACUGUGGAGUCCUAUGAGAUGUGCUUGAGGAAUUUCUUCCAUUAAGUUUUGCCUUGCUCAUGAUAAUGAGGAGGGUAAAAUUCAAAGGGAGAAAAAAAACAGCAAAAAUCUCAGGUUAUUUAGCCAGCAGGCUUUACCUUACAUUUUGAUUCUCUUUCUGUCCACGUAGCUGUGUUAGUUCCUCUGGUUUUCCUCAUAGAAUCAUUAAGGUUGGAAAAGACCUCUUAAGAUCAUCUAGUCCAGUUGUCAGCCCAUCACCACCAUGCCUUCUAAACCAUGUCCAUAGCGCUCUAUCCUUUCACAUUCACUCCCUGUCAUUAACAAAUACUCAUCAUUUGAGUCUUUCCACCACUGCUCUGCCCAGCACUGAGCAAAUGCUGCAUGUGGACUGCUCCUGGAACCGUAGAAGGAACAACCAGCAUCCAUGCCUGCAAGGCCUGGGCGUGCAGCCUCACUAUUGCGCUCUGCUGCUUGCAGCCAUAUUGCAUUGCAGCAUGCUUAGCUUCUAGCUGUAGUGCUUCUGUCACUUUUCAAUAGUUUGUUCAUUUGCACGACUGUAUCCUGAGACAGCUGCUAAAUCUAUACAAGUGGUCUGAGAGCUAAAUCUGUACAAAUGGCUUGAGAGAAGGUGGCUUGGAUCAGGAGAGUGUACUUCAUUGGUCAUUACAUUCGUCCUUCAAAGUUGGUGGUGAUGGCCCCACAAUUACAGGUGAUGGCCCCACAAUUCUUGGCUUCAUAAACAUGUGCCUUCAGGUGGGGAGAAUAAACAGAGACUGUGUAGUAGCAUCAUCUGGAGAUCUUCAAAGGCAGAAGGAGGGAUGAUGGAGUGGUCUUACUGGUGUCACCUUUAGACUGUCUGUUUUAGUGUCACGUCUCAAACAGUGGCCCAUACCAGGUACUUCAGAUGGGAUGGUAAGAAGUGCCUGAGCAGAUCUCUGGGAUGUAGCCUGUCCUGUAGUCCUAUCAUACUUCUUCCAAAGCUUCCAAAGCUUUUACAGCUAUAUGACAGCUUAUUAUGGAAGAUGGGUUUUCUCAUAAAUACGACAGCUUGUUACCCAGAGAGAUAAGCUAUCCUCUAGUUUUGCACUUUUUUCCCCCCCAAUGACAUCACUGAAAAAAAAUGUUCCCUUUUGCCAAUUUUGUAGUCAUUUGUAUUCUUCCCUUGUAGUGUUAACAAAUGUCUCUUCUCUUGCUCAGCGAGAUGAGAACACUUUGCUUUUCCAUCCCUCUGUGCAAAGUGCUGUGGAUGUGCUUACAGCGUCUGUCCUUCUCUGCGUGAGUUCAGAUGGUUUUCAGAGACCUGAAUCUUCCCAGUGCUGAUCUGUGAGCCAUCUCCAGCUCCUCCUGGUGGGACAGGAGGUUAUGCCACUCUCCAGGUUUGCUGGGUGCCUGCCGGUGAAAGAGAAGGGUUGAUAUUUUGCCCAGGCCCUUAGGUCCUGAACCAAAAUGGCAGCUGGCGAGUCCCCUCCCAUAGGAGAUGCCUUCAUCGACCUGCAGCAGGGCAGAGAUCGUGCAGAAAAAGCCUCUCCUGGUGCCGAGGAUGAUGAGGACUUGGAUAAGACCUUAUCAAUCGAGAGAUUUGGGGACCUGAUAAGCAAGUCAGCAUCAAGCGAUCUGGAGAAGCAGAAACGCAGCUACAGUGAGAGAGAUUUUGAAUUCCACCGCCAAACCUCGCACCACAUCCAUCAUCCCCUUUCCACUCACCUCCCUUCUGCCCUCAAGUUCCAAAAGAGGCCUCCCCGUGCCAGCAGGAGGAAAAAAAGAAGAAGGAAAAAGAAGAAAACCUCAGUACCCCCCUCAGAGGUCACCCCUACCAUCCAAGAAGUGGACGAGGAAGGAGGAGAAGAGGAGGAAGAAGAGGAAGAAGAAGAGGAGGAGGAAGAAGGAGAGUCUGAGGCAGAGGAAGCCCAGGAGAAGGAGGUCUUUGCAGAGUCUGAGGGCGAAGCUCGUGGGAAGGACACAUCCCCUAAGCUGGAGCCCCCAAGCAAACCAAAGUUCACCAUUGGCAGCGAUGAGGAUGAGUCUGGCAGCACUCUGGCCCCAGCGCAGUUCCACGUAGAAGAGGAGGUGUCCUCCACACCACACCUCACUGACCUGCUGCAGGACAAGGGCCCUGCCUCCCUCUGCAGCCUCCCUGGACCUCGGGAACGUGUUUCUCAGGUCUGGGAGAAGCGCAAGCCCUGGGGCCAGGGGGCAAGUGGACAACGAGUUACCUAUGACUUAAAGGAGAGGAUGUGCAUCGGCAGUAUGACCACGCUGGAGAGUGCAGCAUAUCAGCGUGUCCCCACGGAUGAGGCUGAGGCCCAGAUGCUGGCAUCUGCUGAUUUGGAUGGAAUGAAAAGCCACCGCUUUGAAGACAAUCCUGGUGUGAGGAGGCAUCUGAUGAAGAAACCAUCUAGGAGCCAGAUCACCAGGACGAGCAAAAAAAUAGCAUCAACCCCAUCAGUUAAAAAAAAGAAGAAAAAGAAGAAGUUGGAUAGAAAACCCCAUGAGGUGUUUGUGGAGCUGAAUGAACUGGUGGUGGAUAAGAACCAGGAGAUGCACUGGAGGGAAACAGCCCGCUGGAUCAAGUUUGAGGAGGAUGUGGAGGAGGACACAGCCAGGUGGGGGAAACCUCAUGUGGCUUCACUGUCCUUCCGCAGCCUGCUGGAGCUCAGGAAGACAAUUGCCCAUGGUGCUGUUCUUCUUGACCUGGAGCAGACCACACUGCCUGGCAUCGCUCACCUCAUGGUGGAGACCAUGAUAAUCUCUGACCAGAUCAGAGCAGAGGACCGAGCCAACGUGAUGCGUGCCCUGCUGCUGAAGCACAGCCACCCAAAUGAUGAGAAGGAGGGCUUCUUUCCAAGGAAUCACUCCAGCUCUAGCAUGAACUCUAUUGUGGGGAACCACCACCACAAUCACACCACAGACACCUGUGUGCCCCUCAUGGGAGAGGAGCGAAUUGAGAUGGCUGACCCCAAGGCCCAUGAAACUGAAUGCAAAGAGAAAAAUGUGCAUGUCCAUAACUCUGAGGGGCAUCGUAAGUACCUGAAGUUGAUGGAGAAGAUUCCUGAAGAUGCAGAGGCCACUGUAGUCCUUGUGGGCUGUGUGCAGUUCCUGGAGCAGCCAACUAUGGCCUUUGUCCGACUAAAUGAGGCCGUCUUCCUGGAAUCUGUCUUGGAGGUCCCAAUUCCUGUCAGAUUCAUCUUCGUGCUGCUGGGGCCAAGCCAGGCCAACAUGGACUACCAUGAAAUUGGUCGAUCAAUCUCCACCCUCAUGUCUGACAAGCAUUUCCAUGAGGCUGCAUACAUGGCUGAUGACCGUCAAGAUCUCCUCAAUGCAAUCAAUGAGUUCUUGGACUGCAGUAUUGUCAUUCCUCCAUCUGAGGUGGAGGGGAAAGACUUGCUUAAAUCCAUUGCCACCUUCCAGAAGUUGCUGCUGAGGAAGAGGAAGGAGAGGGAGCAGAAAUCCAUGAAGGAAGGAGAUGUCCAGGAAGCCAAAGAGCUGUGUGAAGUGAAGGCUGAGGAAGAAGAGGAGGAAGCUGAGGAUGACCCUUUGAAGCGGACUGGAAUAUUUUUUGGAGGUCUGGUUCGGGACAUAAAGCGCAGGUACCCCAAAUACCUCAGUGACAUCAGAGACGCCUUGCACAGCCAGUGUCUCGCAGCCGUUCUCUUCAUCUACUUUGCUGCUCUCUCUCCUGCCAUCACCUUCGGGGGACUCCUAGGAGAGAAAACUGAGGGUCUCAUGGGGGUCUCCGAGCUGAUAAUCUCCACCUCGGUUUUAGGGAUCCUCUUCUCCUUGCUUGGAGCCCAGCCGCUCCUGGUCAUUGGCUUCUCAGGGCCUCUGCUGGUGUUUGAAGAAGCUUUUUACAAGUUCUGCCAGACACAAGGCAUUGAGUACCUGACAGGCAGAGUGUGGAUUGGUUUGUGGCUCAUCGUUUUCAUCUUCAUUAUUGUGGCAGCUGAAGGAAGCUUUUUGGUGCGCUACAUCUCGCCCUUCACCCAGGAGAUCUUUGCUUUCCUUAUCUCCCUCAUCUUCAUCUACGAGACCUUCUACAAACUGUACAAGGUGUUUGCAGAACAUCCUCUGCUGAAGUUUUACCCACCAAAUGUGCAAAGCAGCCUGAACGCCAGCAUGCUCUCUGCAGAUGCCAUGUCACUGGGAAUCAGGAUGCAGCCCAACACUGCUCUCCUCUCCCUCAUCCUCAUGCUAGGCACCUUCUUCAUUGCCUUCUUUAUGCGCAAGUUCAAGAACAGCCGCUUCUUAGGAGGAAAGGCUCGGCGGAUCAUCGGAGACUUCGGGAUCCCCAUCUCCAUCCUAGUCAUGGUGCUGGUGGAUUACACCAUCACAGACACGUACACGCAGAAGCUGAAUGUCCCAUCUGGCUUGUCGGUCACAUCUCCUCACAAGCGUGGCUGGUUCAUUCACCCCAUGGGCAGCAAUGGGACCUUUCCAUUGUGGAUGAUGUUUGCCUCUGCCAUCCCUGCUCUCCUGGUCUUCAUUCUUAUCUUCAUGGAGACACAGAUCACUACGCUGAUUGUGAGCAAGAAGGAGAGGAAGCUGUUGAAAGGCUCUGGCUUCCACCUGGACCUGCUGCUCAUUGGCACUAUGGGGGGGCUCUGUGCACUCUUUGGACUGCCAUGGCUGACAGCAGCAACAGUGCGCUCCGUCACCCAUGUCAAUGCCCUGACAGUCAUGAGCAAGGCCAUUGCACCAGGAGAGAAGCCCAAGAUCGAGGAGGUGAAGGAGCAGCGUGUGACAGGAGUGCUUAUUGCUGCCCUUGUCGGCCUGUCUAUUGUGAUGGGGAACAUGCUACGGCAGAUCCCGCUGGCUGUGCUCUUUGGCAUCUUCCUCUACAUGGGGGUUACAUCUCUCACGGGCAUCCAGCUCUACGAGCGACUGCUCCUGAUCUUCAUGCCAUCCAAGCACCACCCCGACCACAUCUAUGUUGUUAAGGUAAAGACGUGGAGAAUGAAUCUCUUCACUUGCAUUCAACUGGCCUGCAUUGUGCUGCUCUGGGUGGUGAAAUCUACGGUGGCAUCUCUAGCCUUUCCCUUCGUUCUGAUCAUGACAGUGCCAUUGCGACGCUUUGUACUGCCCCGCUUCUUCCACGACAGGGAGCUCAAAGCCUUGGAUUCGGAGGAUGCAGAGCCGAACUUUGAUGAGGAUGGCCGGGAUGAGUACAAUGAGCUGCACAUGCCUGUGUGAACUGCAGCCUGUCCUCCCUGCACUUGGGACAGGCUGCUCACACCUGCUUGUCCCCUCGAGGACUAGUGGGAGACUUGCCACAAGUCAAGCAAUCUUGCCUGGACCAAUGAAUGGCUGUUCCAUAGCUCUGCAGGAGGCAGCCCCUGCUCCUGCUGCCCCAUCACUCACUCAGCAGAGGCUGCUCAUCUCUCCCCUCUCAGGCCUGAGGGGCUGAGAGGUGCCUCUCACAUCCCAAAGCUGUGUGGGUCUAGAGUGCCCAUGGAUCAGGGGUCUGCCCUGUCCCUGCUGGAGGCAGCCUGUGUUUAGUCUCUGGGUGGUGAAGGGGAGCCAUGCCAGCUGGUACCACUGUGUCCCACUCCAUUUCCAUUGUGGCUUGGGUGUCGUGCCACAAUACACUAUUGGGCAGUCACAGGAACAGGCCUGAUGCUGUCUGUGCAUGGACGGUGGACUCCGCACAGGCUGGGUGAGGACACCAGCCUCUAUGCUCAGCUAACAGAUGCCUUGCUUCUGCUCUCUCUGUUCUUGCAGCCAAAUUGCUGUCCCCUGCACCCUGGGAGACAUUGCCAACCAAUCCCUUAGGGUGUACUCCAGCACAGGGGCAAGGAGAGACCAGUGCUCUUCCCUGCUUGUCACAGCUUCCCCUGCACCACUGGGACAGGCACUGCUGUAUCCUGGCAUCUUGCAGAUGAGGGGUGCUCUGCAGGUCCUGUCCUUCAGGCUUUCAUUUGGAGGCCACUCUCUCACAGGACUGGUUUCCACCCUUGCCCAGCAUUCAGGAGGUAUUUGUUUCCUCAUAAUUUUCCCAACACUCUUCCCAAAAGGAAAACAGCACUCGGAGGAGAUGAACAGGUACCUUGAAGCCUUAGGUGCAUGCCCAACAAACAACAAAGGUUACAAGAGGUCCUGAUCCCCAUCUCCCUGUCCUUGAGCACAAACCACAUUUAAGAGCUAUACAAGAGAUGUAGUGCUGGAGCAUGAAAUAGUCCUGUGGGUCCUCUCUCUUUCCCUGUGCGGUGAUCACUGGUUCUGGCUCCUCACAGCCCAGCAUUGAAGUCACAGAACCUCCUGGCCCCAUUUCAACUCCCAUGCUGGAGUGACCAUUCGUGUCCAUUCCAGCUGGGAAGAAGCAGUAUUCAGCGUGUCCAGCACUUAGCCCUGGCCUCCUCGGGCCUGGCAGGGAUGUGUCCUAGGAUCUCCUGAACCAGCAGCCUCCAUUCAGAGCAGGCAGCCUCAGCUAGCAGCUCUGGCACAUGGGCAGCUCUGAUGUAAUGCCCUGAUGAUAGGAGCCAGAGUGGCCUUGUGGAGGAAGAUGGGAUGCGUGUUCCAACAUUGAUCAGCCAUCAGAUUUGGGACAAGCUGCUGCCCUGGUUCCCAUUUAUCAGCCCGGCUCCUGUGGGAGAAGGUGGGUCCCACACCUCCCCGGGAGGCUGCACAAACACCCACAGAGAGCAAAGCCCCUCCAGCAGCAGGCUCCAGCCCCACCGCCGCGCCCAUGCAGGGUGUCUGUGUGUCUGUGGCCGUGUGCGUCCUGUCCUCCCUGUGUAGUGUAGGAGGCUGUUGUCGCUGUGCAUUGUGACUCCUCUGACUGUAGUGGAAACAGCUGCACCAAUAAACUUCACAGGAACCA
Molecule: messenger RNA, 6979 nt
Organism: Phasianus colchicus (ring-necked pheasant)
Lineage: Eukaryota; Metazoa; Chordata; Aves; Galliformes; Phasianidae
Source: RefSeq, a predicted model, not a curated record